This is a messenger RNA of Daucus carota subsp. sativus, 2380 nucleotides long. RefSeq lists its product as uncharacterized. Lineage: Eukaryota; Viridiplantae; Streptophyta; Magnoliopsida; Apiales; Apiaceae. The coding region runs from base 152 to 2380 and encodes 742 amino acids. The transcript has 2 exons. The record is from RefSeq and is a predicted model, not a curated record.
AAUAUGUUGGAUAAACUAAUAUUAUGGAAGUUGAGGAGUGCAUUAAGUAUGGUUCAUAGAAUUAAGGAGAUGUAUCUGAUCAUGUAUCUUUUAUCAUUCAUGUAUUUGGUUUGUAUUCUCCUAUUAUAUAAAGGAGACAAAAGAUUGAACAAUGAUAACAGAAAUUAAAAAAAAAAACCUCUUGUUCCUUAUUCUGUUCCACACCUCACACACUGAAACAUAUACACAAACUCUGAUAUACACAAACUCUGAUUUACAUAAUUACAACAACUUUAACAACACGAAUGGUUGCUUGUUUCCUGAAAACCUAGAAACUCUCUGCAUUCUGGAUAGCUUUUUCCAAAAACCUCUUGAUUUAUCAAACCUGAAAUACCUUCGAAAGUUAGAAAUCAAGGGGUCGGAAGUGAAAAUCAUGCCAAACAACAUAUCCAGCCUAUCCAGACUAGAACAAUUGCAUAUACCUGGUGGAUUGGUGAUUUGGCGUGAAGAUAUUUCUGUUGUUGCGAAACCGAUUUUGGUCGAGAUUAAUAAACUACCCCACUUGAAAAGUUUGCAGAUAAAAUUUGAAUUAUCUGAGCCUUUUCAAAAUACAAAUAUAUUUGAUAAUCUAGUAUUAUUUAAUAUAUGUGUGGGUGAGGAUUGGUCAAAUUAUGAAAGAGCAGAUUUGUCUUACAAAACAUCGAUUGAGUUGCUAGGCUAUCAUGAAGAAAGCUUGAAAAGUCUGGUAAAGAAGGCUGAAUAUGUGAAAUUGAAGCAGAGUGAUAUUAAUGUGAGUAGUAUCUUGGACAGCAACCAGGAAGCAUUCACAGAAUUGAAAAAGCUGCACAUUGAAGAAUGUGACGAAACGGAGCAUCUAGCAAGGAUGUCACAGGGUGAGAUUCAGCAGACAUCUUUUUCUAAACUAUCCUAUUUAAUAAUCAAAAGAUGUUCCUCUUUAAAAUACCUCUUCUGCUACUCUGUUGCAAAAUGUCUCACCCAGCUGCAAGAGUUGAUAAUAAAAGACUGCCCUGUGAUGGAAGCAAUAGUAAUGAAUGAUGGCUCAAGCAAUGAAGAUAUCAUAAACUUCUCCAAUUUAAAAGAAUUGAAGCUAAGCGAAGUGCCGAGACUCAGAAGCUUCCGCAGGGAAAAUAAAGACGCCAUGAUGCAGCCCUCUUCCCGGUUUCAACCUCUAUUCCAUAUAAUGGUUGAAUUCCCUUGCUUGGUGGAUUUGGAACUAAUCAGCUGUGGGAGAUUUAACCUGGAACCUAUAGAGUUCACCAGCCAACUAAAGAGCUUGAAUAUAAGCGGUGAUCACGAGAUGCAAAUUCCGUCUAAAUGGCAGCCUCAAUUACAUAAUCUUGAAACACUCAUUUUGAAUAGAUGUUGGUCGCCUGAGCUGAAAUCUUUACAGUUCCAAAGGCUGAAGGUGCUUAGAGUUUGCAGAUACUCCGGAUGCUCUGCUCUUUUCACAUUCUCAAGCUUUAGAAGUCUACAACAACUCGAAGAACUAGAAAUUUCAGGUUGUGCUUUGUUGGAAGAAAUUGUGGAGGAUGACAUCGUUUCUGGCAUUAGUAAGAAGACUAUGACACUCUCUCGCCUGGAGACGGUUGUUCUAAGAGAUUUACCAAAUCUGAAAAGUUUUAUUCAUAAUGCAAAUCAUGAGGGCUUUGUCCCGUCUUUAAGGGAAGUGGAAGUUGAGAAUUGUGGAUUGUCUUCUCUUUUUCCAUUCUCAGAGUUCACGUGUCUCAAAAUUCUGAAAAUAUCAAGGUGUGCUCUUUUGGAAGAAAUUGUGGAGAAUAUUAGGAGUGAUGAGGUUUCUGGCAUGAACAAGAAGACUAUUACACUCUUUCAACUCGAUACAAUUAUUCUUAAAGAUCUACCAAAGCUCAAGAGUUUUAUCUACAGUGCAAAUCAUGAGUGCCUACUGCCAAAUUUAUACUCUGUUUCAGUCAGUAAUUGUGGGCUCUCUUCUCUUUUCAUGUGGUCAGCCUCUGGAAGUUUACGAAGUCUAAGAAACUUACUUGUUCAGGAUUGCAGAAUGUUAGAAGGCAUAUUUGAGUAUGCAAGGGGAGAUGAAACUUCUGUUACGAGUGAACAUAUUAGUAUCUGCCUCUCAAAACUCGGGUUACUUGAACUCAGAAAUAUGCCAGACCUAAAAACCUUCAUCCACGGUGCAAAUUACGACUGCUAUAUGCCGGAUUUAUGGCAUAUGGAAGUUUAUAACUGUGGAUUCUCUACUCUCUUCACGUGCUCUGUUUUCAGAAAUCUCCAAAAACUCUAUCGUUUGAAAGUAUCAAAUUGCAGAUUAUUAGAAGACAUUGUGGAAGAUGCAAAGGGUGAUGAAACUCCUGACGCAAAUGCCAAGACUAUCACACUCCCUCAACUCUGGUUUAUAGAGUAA